Molecule: messenger RNA, 1336 nt
Organism: Sipha flava (yellow sugarcane aphid)
Lineage: Eukaryota; Metazoa; Arthropoda; Insecta; Hemiptera; Aphididae
Product: pentatricopeptide repeat-containing protein 2, mitochondrial-like
Exons: 7
Coding region: 102-1277 (391 amino acids)
Biological process (GO): multicellular organism development; regulation of mRNA processing; mitochondrion organization
Cellular component (GO): mitochondrion
Molecular function (GO): protein binding; RNA binding
Source: RefSeq, a predicted model, not a curated record
AAUUACAAUUUACUCAUUUAGUCUUAAGACUGUUACAUGAUUUACACUCAUAUUACACUCGUUCAUAUAAAUAUAAGUAUCCUUUCUUUUGAAAUCUAAAAAUGUUUUCGAAAUCAUUAGUCAAUUUGUGCAGACAAGGAUUAAAAUCUACAAUAACUAUACAAAAUAUAUUAUGUAAACGUAAUAUAUAUGAUGGUGCCGCAAUUGGAUUGGAUAAGUAUGAAUUCUUUCGAGAAAAAGUAGAUAAUCAGUUUUCUGAUGCAGAUAAACAAUUAUUUCGAGAGCGUAUGAGUUCAUUUGCUGAUCCGCAGUCAACUAGUUUAAUUUUUACUGAAGAUUUAAAGCAAAUUGUACACAUGAUAAGAGAUGACGAAAAAGAUCUAUUAUUGCUUGAACAAAUGAUAAAGAAAUAUAAUAAACAAAACCAAGGAUUACGAUUUGGAAAUUUUACUUUUGGACCUGUUGUCAUGCGAAUGUAUUACUUUCUCAAUAAAGCUGAUACAGCCUUAAAAAUGUUCAAUGACCCAGAAAUGGAUGGAUUCUUCAAUAAUUUAAGUUCUUAUCAAAUUCUUAUGGAUUUAUUAUUUAAAAAUGAAAAAUUUGAUCAAAUACUAGAUGUAUAUAAAACAAUACAAGAAAAACAAUUACAAAUUGCUAAAUUUCCCAAAGGAGUUAUGAUGUUAGUCUUUGGGGCAUGCUAUAAAUUGAAUACAACUGAAUCUUUUGAAUAUGCUUGUAAAUUGUGGAAUGAUCAACAAGAAGCUGGCCACAGUCCUAUUAGAAAAACAAUUACUUUCUUUGCUGCUAAUGCAAUUAAUCAAAAUAGUCCUCACAUUGCUCUAGAAGUAAUAACAUCAGUACGCAAUCAAACAUAUGUUACACUUCGUAACUUAAAAGUUGUAGCAUUAUGUGAUCUGGGACGAAUCGAAGAUGCCUUACCUCUUCUUAGAAGUGUUUUGUCAGUAGAUCAACCAUUGUCAGGUGGACCAAUAACAAAACAAACUUAUUGCAGAGAUGUUAUUAAUAUAGUCAAGUCUGCUGCUGAAAAAUUGAAUAAUAAAGAAAUUUCAGUAGAAUUGGAAAGAAUUAUAAAUCAACUUGAAGAAUUAGGCAUGAUUUCUGAAACAACUCUUGAUUCUGUUUUAUGUUCAGAAGUUAAAAUGGUUCAAAAACCAGACCAGUACAACAGAGAUUCUACAGUAUCAGCAAGUUAUCAAUCUGGCAGACCAUAUAAGAAACGAGAAUUUAGACGUCCAGGCAUUAAUGAUUUAUUGUAAUACAUUUAUAUAAAAUGUUAACUUUUCAUGUAGAAUCAAAUGUAUUGUUUAUAUAAUAA